Cryphonectria parasitica EP155 is the source of this 2041-nucleotide messenger RNA. RefSeq names its product family 32 glycosyltransferase. Bases 106 to 1701 code for a protein of 531 amino acids. NCBI's taxonomy places the organism in Eukaryota, Fungi, Ascomycota, Sordariomycetes, Diaporthales, Cryphonectriaceae. Gene Ontology annotation, biological process: protein N-linked glycosylation. Gene Ontology annotation, molecular function: alpha-1,6-mannosyltransferase activity. Gene Ontology annotation, cellular component: mannan polymerase complex. The record is from RefSeq and is a predicted model, not a curated record. The transcript is spliced from 2 exons.
GAGAGAGAGAGAAGAGAGAAAGCAGACAUCCACGUUCAGAAUCGAACAGAAAACACGAGGCACGCGACACACACACACACACACACAGACCUAGAGCUUACUACGAUGCUCUUCACCACCUUCUCGUCACUGGGCUCCCCCCUCGCCUCGCCCAGGUUGACGGCACAAUUUCGCAAUGGCUUCCUCCCCACGUCCCAGAUAAGAAGAUGGGCCCCCUAUCUGGCCAUCAUCUGCAUUUUCUUCUUCCUCGCCCAGGUCGGCCUCCUGGGUGGCCGCCACGCCGACGGCCAACAGCAUGUACAGGUGGUACAAAACAUCCUGGGCACGCCUCCCUCAUCGUCGCUUCCCUUUGCAGCCGAUGCCGUCAGCCUGAGGGGCAACGCACCCUACGCUAGGUCGCAGUUUCCGCCCAAGAUAUGGCAGACGUGGAAGGUCGACCCGCUGCGUUUCGAGGAGAGGGACCUCGAGAAGGCGCGUUCGUGGACCGAGAAGAACCCAGACUGGCGCUACGAGGUACUCACCGACGGCAAUGACGUGCGCUACGUCGAAUACCACUACGGGCCUGAGGGCUUCAACCGCCCCGACAUUGUCGCCUUCUACCGCGACGUGACGGCUUCCAUCAUCAAGGCCGACCUCCUCCGCUACCUGAUCAUGUACGCUGAGGGUGGCGUCUACGCCGACAUUGACGUCGAGGCCAUGAAGCCCAUGUCCAAGUUUAUUCCCGAGCGCUACGACCACAGGGACAUCGACAUGGUCAUUGGCGUGGAGAUUGACGAGCCUGAGUGGAAGGACCACCCCAUCCUGGGCCCCAAGUCGAGGUCCUUUUGCCAGUGGACCUUUAUGUGCAAGCCCCAGCUGCCCGUCAUGAUGCGCCUCGUCGAGAACAUCAUGCACUGGCUCGUCGACGUCGCCAACAACCAAACUGUGCCCCUGGGCGACGUCGUCCUUGACUUCGACGAGGUCAUCUCCGGCACCGGUCCCUCUGCCUUUACCAACGCUAUCAUCGCCCAGAUGAACGUCGACAGGCUUUCCACCCCCGAGAUCACCUGGGACACCUUCCAUGACCUGGACGAGUCCAAGCUCGUCGACCGCGUUCUCGUGCUCAACGUCGAGGCUUUCGCCGCCGGCCAGGGUCACUCCAACUCGGGCACUCAUGAUACCCGCCACUCCCUCGUCCGCCACCACUACCACGCUUCUAAUUGGCCCAGCCGUCACCCGCGCUACAGCCACCCCGCCUACGGCCAAGUCGAGGAUUGCAACUGGAAUAAGGACUGCGUCCAUCGCUGGGACGAGGACGUCGCCGCCUUUGCCAAGCUGCCCGAGCCAGAGCAGCAGCGCAUUAUCGACGAGAAGACGAAGGAAAGGGAGGAGAAGGAGGCUGAGGAGCGCCGCAAAAAAGAGGAAAAGGAGAGAGAGGAGGAGGAGGCCAGAAAGAAGGAGGACGAGGAGAGGGCUCGCGUCGAGGAGGAUGAAAGGCGGAAGAAGGAGGAAGAAGAAGCUGCCGCAGCAGGCCGGCCUGCGCCCCCGGCAGCAGAAGGUGACGGAGAUGGCCCCCUGCCGUCACAGUCGAGGUGGUUCCACUCCCUGUUCGGCUACAGCGUAUUCUGCUGCGCCAUCUUCUACAUAUUAUGGGCCAACGGCUGCCUUUCGUCGAGACGGACAUCAGGAGGGCCCAGCCUCCCUAUGACGGAGAAGGUAUAGCAUUACACGACACAUUAGAUACGGGGCGUACGCACAUACACAUACGCAACACUCUUCAGACAUCGUUUCUUCUUCAAGAGCCAGCCAGCCUAGAAAGCAAGUAGGCAAGCAAACUUCCUUCGGCGCAUAGCAUGGAAGGGCCGAGGAAAGGACUGGGGCCAAACGGUAUUGCAUCGAGUCUUCUCUCUUUUGCUCUCUUCUGUGUAUACCACCUCUUUUUAUGAUUGGACCGGGGGGUUAGGGGGGGGGCCAUUUUUGUCACGCUUCAUGUGGUUAUUUGGUGGGGUUUUUUUCUCUUUACAAGAGGAUUUAAUUAAUAUGCAUUAGGAUUGAACGUUUG